CCUGGAAACAGCAGGAGCCAGGUCAUGAGUGCAUCUAUACACUUUGUGACACAAAUGGAGUUACUCUGGGAUAUAUCUACUUCUAAAAAUCAUUCUUUUGGGAUGCACAUGGAAAUUAAAAAUACUUUUGCGGGACGGCAUCUGUGUUCCUGAUCUUUCGCUGGACAGGUGCGCCAAACUUAAGAUCAUCAUCGUGCUUUUCCACGUAGAGAGAAGGAAACUUGCGGUUUGGAUAAAUAUGGGAAAACACUGGAAUUAUGUGACUUAAUUCGAAACAUUAUUACGAAAAACACUUAAAAUACACGUGGGAAGGGGAAAAAGCUUAACGAGAACAUCUCACCCUAAAUACAACCACCAACUCCAGAUGUAGAGUAUGAAACCACAGCAGAAAACACAGCAGCCACUGAAUUAUACGGAGUCUGUCGUGUGGAAUGCAGAUGAAAAUAUAGAAAUGCAUUAAAAGUAAUUUGCUGUAAGAUGGAGCGCUUUGAGAAACCGCGGUUCUUCUUGAGGAUAACUCUUCUCUGCAUUAUCCUAUGUGAGUCAAUUUCUUGCUGUGAGAAGACUCAUUCACACGCUGAAGAUGAACUCUUCAAAAAGCUGUUCGAUGGCUACAACAAGUGGUCAAGGCCUGUACCAAACACCUCCGAUGUUGUCAUUGUCAAGUUUGGUUUAUCUAUUGCCCAGCUGAUUGAUGUGGACGAGAAGAAUCAGAUGAUGACAACAAAUGUCUGGCUAAAGCAGGAGUGGAAUGACUAUAAACUACGCUGGAAGCCUUCAGACUACGACAAUGUGACAUCCAUCAGGGUUCCAUCAGAACUAAUCUGGGUCCCGGAUAUAGUUUUGUACAACAAUGCAGACGGGGAGUUUGCGGUGACCCACAUGACCAAAGCCCACCUCUUCCACACAGGUAAAGUGCGCUGGGUUCCACCUGCCAUCUACAAGAGCUCAUGCAGCAUCGAUGUCACCUUCUUCCCCUUUGACCAGCAGAACUGCAAGAUGAAAUUCGGCUCGUGGACUUACGACAAAGCCAAGAUCGACCUGGAACGCAUCGAAAACACAGUCGACUUAAAAGAUUACUGGGAGAGCGGCGAGUGGGCCAUCAUCAAUGCUGUUGGCACCUACAACACCAAGAAGUAUGACUGCUGCCAUGAGAUCUACCCAGACAUCACCUACUUCUUUAUCAUUCGCCGUCUACCGCUCUUUUACACCAUAAACCUCAUCAUCCCCUGCCUACUUAUCUCCUGCCUCACCGUACUAGUCUUCUACCUCCCGUCAGAUUGUGGUGAGAAGAUCACACUGUGUAUCUCAGUCCUUCUCUCGCUCACCGUCUUCCUGCUGCUCAUCACAGAAAUCAUCCCUUCUACCUCUCUCGUGAUCCCACUCAUUGGUGAAUAUCUGCUUUUUACUAUGAUCUUCGUCACCUUGUCCAUCGUCAUCACCGUCUUCGUGCUUAACGUCCACCACCGAUCGCCCAGCACUCAUAAGAUGCCCCGUUGGGUUCACUCGGUCUUCUUAGACUUGAUCCCACGGUGGUUGUUUAUGCGUAGACCUGCACCGGACAGCCGUCGCAGACAGAAACUCCUUCUCUUGCAGCGACAGGGCCAAGGGGUGACGUCACGGGUGCUUGGACCGGCAAACGCAAACCUCAGUACAUCUACCAGCUGGUUCAGAGGGGAGAACUCUGGGGAGGACGAGUCCCGCAGACGCUUCUGUUAUAAGGACUUAGAACUAGGAACGCUGUCCUCUGCGAUCUCACUUUCACUCCAAACUCCUUCACCCUGCCCUCUCUCCUCGACUCCACCUCCUCUACAGAAAAUCGGCCCCUCUUCUAGACUGGAGUUGGGCAUGGCUGCCAGGCAGCUUAGUGGAAGAGUUAAUGUCACAAAGCGGCCCGACAUGACAUCAGAAAACCCAGCGUUCCCUCUGUCCCCCAGUGUCCUGCAAGCUCUGGAGGGGGUUCACUACAUAGCAGACCACCUGAGAGCAGAGGAUGCGGACUUUAGUGUGAAAGAGGACUGGAAGUAUGUUGCUAUGGUAAUAGACAGAAUCUUCUUAUGGAUGUUCAUCAUAGUUUGUUUGCUGGGCACAAUCGGACUCUUUCUCCCACCCUGGCUCGCAGGCAUGAUCUAGCAAACAAACCAGUGAGUACAUUAUAUAAACAAUAAAGACUUCUAACUUAUGGGCUUCCACAGGAAGAACCAGCAUGGGGACACAACGCCCCUUCCAGCAGGAAACAUAAGUGCUGAGAUUUCCCCUGCAUGGGGUCAGAUGCAUGUUUGACAUCAGGAAUGUGGCAUCAAAUACCUGACACUUUCUUAGGUCAGAUAUUGAGAGGGCCACAAUUUAAAGAAGCUUGUCUAUGAAAAUGCUUGUAUUUGAAUGUAUAACCGUAAAUAUUAUUGUUAAAAAUUAAAAGUGCCAACUGGAAGAAACUCUGGCUUACUGUAACUGACUACACAAAUA
Messenger RNA from Labeo rohita (rohu), 2466 nucleotides. It is a transcript of the gene chrna2b, whose product is annotated as cholinergic receptor, nicotinic, alpha 2b (neuronal). The coding region runs from base 478 to 2133 and encodes 551 amino acids. Gene Ontology annotation, molecular function: acetylcholine-gated monoatomic cation-selective channel activity; transmembrane signaling receptor activity. The record is from RefSeq and is a predicted model, not a curated record. NCBI's taxonomy places the organism in Eukaryota, Metazoa, Chordata, Actinopteri, Cypriniformes, Cyprinidae. Gene Ontology annotation, cellular component: neuron projection; synapse; postsynaptic membrane. Gene Ontology annotation, biological process: nervous system process; signal transduction; chemical synaptic transmission. The transcript is spliced from 6 exons.